Ipomoea nil (Japanese morning glory) is the source of this 3255-nucleotide messenger RNA. RefSeq lists its product as uncharacterized. Gene Ontology annotation, molecular function: nucleic acid binding; RNA-DNA hybrid ribonuclease activity. Bases 1 to 3255 code for a protein of 1084 amino acids. Lineage: Eukaryota; Viridiplantae; Streptophyta; Magnoliopsida; Solanales; Convolvulaceae. Gene Ontology annotation, biological process: DNA integration. The record is from RefSeq and is a predicted model, not a curated record. The transcript has 2 exons.
AUGAAGUUCCCCACUCCGAAUGGAAUAGGAGUCGUCAGAGGUGACCGACAGGCAGCCCGCAGUUGCUACGUGAAGGCAUGGAAGAAGAUUGGCAGCAAGGACCUACAGGUCUACACGAUCGCGGAGAAAAUUUUCAAAGAAGAAGAGGCCUGGCCCCGUGCCGAGCCCGUGUCAGAGACGGAAGAUAUAGUUCUGGAUCCCUCCAGACCAGACCAAGUGGUGAAGAUCGGCACAGGCUUAAGCCCAGAGCUAAGGGCCCAGAUAGUGGAUGUAAUCCGCCGUUCUCACACGGUGUUCGCAUGGGGACCAGAGGACAUGCCGGGCAUAGAUCGAAGGAUCAUAACCCACAAGCUCGCAGUCGACCCUAGCGGAAAACUAGUGCAUCAGCGAAAAAGGUAUAUGUCGGCAGAACGAAGAGAGUUCGUGAAAAAUGAGGUGACCGCAUUACUCAACGUAGGGCACAUCAAGGAGAUUUACUACCCACAGUGGCUGAGCAACGUAGUCUUGGCUCCCAAAGGAUCAACGUGGAGGAUGUGCGUAGACUACACGGACCUCAAUAAGGCAUGCCCUAUGGACCGUUUUCCACUACCCAAUAUAGAUCAAUUGGUGGAUGAGACGGCAGGGUGUGAACUCAUGAGCUUCAUGGACGCCUUCCGUGGGUACCAUCAGAUAUCCAUGCAUGAGGAGGACGCCGAGAAGACCGCCUUCACCACUCCCGAUGGGAUAUUCUGCUACUUGGUCAUGUCGUUCGGAUUGAAGAAUGCCGGGGCCACAUACACUCGCAUGGUGGCAAAGCUGUUCAAGACAGUACUGGGACGAAACAUGGAAGCAUACGUGGACGACAUGAUCGUCAAAAGUCGCAAGGCCACCUCCCAUGCCGAGGAUCUCAGCGAGGUAUUUUCCAUUAUGAAGAAAUUUAAUUUGCGCUUGAACCCAAAAAAAUGCACCUUCGCUGUUGAUGGGGGCAAAUUUUUGGGCUUCAUGGUCACUAGGAACGGCAUUGAGCCGAAUCCAGAAAAAGUAAGGAUUAUCCUUGACAUGGAGCCUCCGCGGUCCAUAAAGGAAGUCCAGAGACUCAACGGGCGUCUGGCAGCCUUAGGCCGUUUUCUAUCUAAAUCGGCUGAACGUUCCCUCCCCUUCUUCCAAAUCUUGAAAAAGAGCAAAGGGUUCGAGUGGACGCCAAACUGUCAAAAGGGCUUCGAGGAGUUGAAAAAAUACUUGUUGUCCCCACCCCUGCUUGCAAAGCCAGAGGCAGGUGAAGCCCUAAUUUUGUACUUGGGCGUGUCACAGGGUGCGAUCAGCUCCGUGUUGGUCAAAGAAGAAGGAGGGACUCAGCGUCCCAUCUACUACGUAAGCAAAGCCCUACACGACGCAGAGCUCCGAUACAGUGUGUUGGAGAAGACAGUAUUUGCCAUAGUCACUUCAUCAAAAAGGUUGGCUCACUACUUCCAAGCUCAACCCAUCCACGUACUCUCACACCAGCCGUUGGGGAGCUUCCUCCGGAAUACUAACAGCUCCGCCAGGAUGGCACGGUGGGCCAUGCACCUCAGUCAGUUUGACAUAGAUUUCAAACCAAGGCCCGCCAUCAAAGGCCAAGCUCUUGCAGACUUUAUAGUGGAGUGCACAGCUCGGGAAGUGACGGACCAGGUAGAAACUGAAGAUGGAGGGUGGUGGACCUUGUCCACAGACGGCUCUUCGAACAGCAAAGGUUGCGGCGGUGGCGUAGUACUCGUCACUCCGGAGGGGUUCCGCGCCUACUAUGCCAUCCGAUUCCACUUCAAAUUAUCUAACAAUGAGGCCGAGUACGAGGCCCUCCUCAAUGGACUGCGAUUGGCGGUGGGACUACGAGCUGAGAAGGUCCGAAUUCGAUGCGAUUCCAAGUUGGUAGUCAGCCAGGUGUCUGGGGAGUAUGAAGCCAACGAAGGAAGCAUGCAGAAAUACAGAGACGCGGUGUUGAGAACCCUGCGCGAGUUUGAGGGAUACGAGAUACACCAGGUAUCGAGAGAGCAGAACGCCGACGUCGACAUGCUCUCAAAGCUAUGUACCGGAGUCCCCAGCCACAUUAGGAAGAUCGCUCGACUGGAAGACCUCGAGACUUCAAGUAUCGAUGUUUCGUGGGUCUUCCCUGUGCAGACUAGGGAGCCAUGUUGGAUUGAUCAUAUCAAACGAUACAAGGCAGAUGGCACCCUACCGCAAGACGAGGCAGACGCAAAGGAAACGAGGUUACGGGCACCCAGCUACGUUGUCUCGGGCGAUAAACUGUACAAACGCUCUUACAACGGCACGUUACUGAGGUGUCUAUAUCCAGAUGAAGCGGAGUUGGUGAUAAAAGAGGUCCACGAGGGGGUAUGCUCCGCGCACCAAGGGGCGUACACCAUCGCACGCCACAUCAUGUUACAAGGGUAUUUUUGGCCCAAAAUGCUGAGGGACUGCGCCGAGUAUACAAAGCGAUGUCCCAAGUGCCAAGAAUUCCAAGCACUGCCGGGUCGACCUGUGACGAACUACACCCCGGUAAGCACCGCGAUUCCUUUUUCGAGAUGGGGAAUUGACCUGGUAAGGGCCCUUCCCACGGGGACUGGAAGCAGGAAGUACAUCAUUGUGGCCAUCGACUAUUUCACGAAAUGGGUAAUCACAGACAAUGGCCGUCAGUUCGAGGCACGAGAAUUUUCAGAAUUCUUAGCAGGAUGGGGCGUUAAGCAUAGCCGGGUGGCGGUAUCUUAUCCUCGGGCGAAUGGGCAAGUGGAGAAUGCGAAUAGAACCAUCCUCGACGACCUCAAGAAAAAACUAGAAGUGGCUGGCGGAGCCUGGGUGAAGGAACUCGACGGCAUCCUCUGGGCCUAUCGCACGACACCAAGAAGGGCCACCGGGGAAACCCCGUUCGCACUCGCCUAUGGAUUCGAAGCUCGGGCCCCGGUGGAAGUAAUCAUACCUAGUAGAAGGGUGGAGGAGUUCGAGUCAGAACAAAAUGAACUCCACCAAAUGGUGGAUCUGAACUUCUUGGAUGAAAAAAGAGAAGCGGCAUUCUGCAAGAUGGAGAACUACGGUCGUCAGCUAAAGUCCUACCACGACGCAAAAGUCCGACCCCGGUACUUCCAGGUCGGCGACCUUGUGUUGCGAAGAAGGGAAGCCAGCCAACCCCUUGAAGGGGGAAAAUUCGCAAAGAAGUGGGAGGGGCCUUACGCCAUGGAGGAAGUCGUUCGCCCAGGAACAUACAAGUUAAAAACUACAGGGGGAAGAAUGAUCGAUCGGGUAUAG